GGAGCCUGAGAACUGGCAGCGCUAUAAUCGCCACUCUCCCCAGAACAGGCCGUUGCUCUCAGAGCUGCUGCGCUCAGUCCGCCAGGAGUUUCGCAGCGUUGUGGAUUGUUCGCAUUGGCCGAUCAGGUGCGACUGCAGAGACGCCAGUGUGUUCCAUCUGCCGCAAAGGGAGCCGCUGUUCGUGUUUGGAAAGUUCAUUCACCCUGCUCUUUGCCUGCUUUGUGCUAAUAACGCUGGAUUGAGAGGCGGCGCAGAAGGAGACAGGUGAUGGGCGUUUCACUGGAUCCGUUGGGCUGAUCCGAGCGCUAAACCAUGCGCAUCCUGCGCCUCAUCCUCUGCUGAAGCCUCAGCCGGCCGAGUGGAUUUAGAAAGCUGCGAUUUGCUGGGCUGUUGUUUUGCCCCUGAGGGAUGUUACUGACUCCCCCGGCUACAGGAGCGGGUCUGCGGCUCCUACUGCAAAACGUUGCGUUGUCAUUGAGCAGAAAUCGCAGCAGGACGCAAUGAGGAUCUGGGCUUGGAUUCUGCUGCUAAGCGUCUGCUGCUCUUACCUGUCUCCUUCAUUGGGCGAGGAAGCAGAGAUCCCCCAGGAGCUGAUCGAGAGGCUGGCUCACAGCGAAAUCCGCAGCAUCAGCGACCUGCAGCGUCUCCUGGACAUUGAUUCCGUAGGAGGAGGCGAGGAUGCUUCUGCAGCCAACAUAAGAUCACAAAAACACGACUUCCAUCAUAAUAGGCUGGUGCCAGAAAAGCGCUCCGUUCCCAGUCGCAGAAAAAGAAGUGUUGAAGAAGCAGUCCCUGCUAUCUGUAAAACAAGAACUGUUAUAUACGAGAUACCUCGUAGCCAAAUUGAUCCAACAUCUGCCAAUUUUCUGAUCUGGCCUCCAUGCGUGGAGGUGAAACGAUGCACGGGAUGCUGCAACACCAGCAGUGUCAAGUGCCAGCCAUCAAGGAUACACCACAGGAGUGUCAAGGUGGCAAAAGUAGAAUAUGUAAGAAAGAAACCCAAAUUAAAAGAAGUUCUUGUGCGGUUAGAGGAACAUCUGGAAUGCACGUGUACAGCAAAUUCUAAUUCAGAUUAUCGAGAAGAAGAAACUGGAAGGACUAGGGAAACAGGUAAAAAACGGAAAAGAAAAAAACUAAAGCCAACUUAAUAACCGUCUGGAAAGUAAUUUUGAACGGCAGAUGUGAGGUGAAAAUAAGCUAGACAGGAUCAUCUGGGACUCGGAUGUGUACGCCAUGUUACAUUCCCGAAUCUUCUACGUAUGGUGCUUUAUUGACUGUUUCGUGUUUGUUCUCUUGUGCAGAAAGACAGGGAAAAAAAACUUGUUCAAACGCCACUCUGUGAGAACAAAGGAACAAUGUGCAUUUCUUUAAUGUGACAUCAAAGCAAGUAUUGCAGCACUCUUACAGAGAAGAGACCGCUUCCCCUGUCAGAAAAAACUGCAGCAACAAAUCAAGAUGGUGGAAAGAAGGAUAUCAUAUUAAAAGUACUGCAAACAGAUUGAAUAGAGGCCUGAUGUCCAAGCAAUGGUGCUUUAUGUCAAGAGAUGUGCCUGCUUUUGCUGGUUUAAGAUGGAUGUUUAUUGAUGGAAACAUGGCAAAGAUAAGCCAGGAAUGUAUCAAAUGAAUGUGUCUACACAGAAGCUACAAAAACAAUGCAUCCUUGCUCAGUGGUGUUUAAAGUCUUCACAAAUACCUGGGAAGCCUUAAGUGGACUUUUUUUUUUAAAUUAAACAUAACGUACCUAUUAAGCUUUGGGGUAGCAUCCUAGCACUAAGCAACCGUCUGCCUCUUUAGCGGUCCAUGAGUGCUAGACAUAGGUCUAGUCCUAUUGGGCAGAGGAAGAGUUCUAUAGUGUUGGAUUUGUUUUAGGUGGAUUCACUCUUGAUGGCUAUGCAGGUAUAAAAUAUUCGAUAAUGUAUCUAUUAUUUUGUAAUUAUUGUUGAAAUUCCAACUUGACACUUGUUUCCGGAAAUACAAAGAGCUGAUGGUU
This is a messenger RNA of Xenopus laevis (African clawed frog), 1990 nucleotides long. It is a transcript of the gene pdgfa.S, whose product is annotated as platelet derived growth factor subunit A S homeolog. NCBI's taxonomy places the organism in Eukaryota, Metazoa, Chordata, Amphibia, Anura, Pipidae. The transcript is spliced from 7 exons. The record is from RefSeq and is a predicted model, not a curated record. Gene Ontology annotation, cellular component: membrane; extracellular region. The coding region runs from base 501 to 1148 and encodes 215 amino acids. Gene Ontology annotation, molecular function: growth factor activity; growth factor receptor binding; platelet-derived growth factor receptor binding. Gene Ontology annotation, biological process: positive regulation of ERK1 and ERK2 cascade; positive regulation of cell migration; positive regulation of cell population proliferation.